Symbiodinium necroappetens is the source of this 250-nucleotide messenger RNA. The record is from the annotation of a GenBank genome assembly. Lineage: Eukaryota; Dinophyceae; Suessiales; Symbiodiniaceae.
GAUCCUGCUCUAGAAGAGAAUCUCCACACCUUCGUCCGCAAAGUGGGCCAUCGCAUCUCUGACAAAAAGCUCGAUCGCUCCUCAAGGGUCCUGGCGCGCUUGCGCGUUGGAGUGCCGCAGCACUUGAAGAAGAGGGUCAAGGAGGAGCAUGCAGAGCUAAGAGACGUGGAUGGUAAAACAUUGAGGUUCACUUUGGAAUUGACCGACAAUGUUACUGUCAAGAAGGACUCCAGCUGUGCGACCCUGGUGU